UUUCGUAUGGUAAAUACAAAUUUUUCUAAUUCAUUAGAAUCAUAUCUAUGUUAUAUUUUAUCUAUGGAUUAUGAAUUAGUACGAUGAAUUUGAUGGAAGAAAGUUGAGAAUCAUAACCUAGUAAUGUAUUUUAAUUUGCAUUCGAAGAUAUUUGUCUGAUAAAUACAAAAUAUUCAUUGCAAAUAUUAAAAUAAAAUUUUUAUAUUUCAUAGUUGUAAUUUUUGAUAUAACAUUAAUUGCAAAUGUUGUACUGCAUAAAGAAUCGUAUAGUUUGUAAUUACAACGUGUUACAACAAGUAACGUGUGUAUUAGGUGCAAAUAUGUCGAUUCAAAUCGACACUGUUAGUCCUGAACCAAGUUUGAAUAAUUCAAAUAAAAAAAGAUUAAGAGUAGAUGAAGAUGAAAACAAUGCUGUAAAGAUUCAAAAAGUAGAUGUAGUAAAAAUUAAGAAAAGACCAUAUGCUUUGAUGAUGGGCUAUCUCGGUAGAGAUUAUUAUGGAAUGCAAAUAAAUCGUGGAAUGAAAACUAUUGAGGAUGAUUUAUUAAAUGCAUUGUUGAAAAAUAACUUGAUUACUACUGAAAAUAUUGAAAAUUUAAGGUCCUUUAAUUUUCAAAGAGCGGCACGGACAGACAAAGGAGUAUCGGCUGCUAGACAGGUCGUUUCUCUUAAGCUACCUGAAACUGUGUCUAAAGAUAGCAUAAAUGAUUGCUUACCAAAUGAAAUUAGAGUAUUUGGAAUCAAACGCGUUACAAAGGGUUUUAAUAGUAAAAUUAACUGCAGUGGUAGAACAUAUAGAUAUAUCAUUCCUACAUUUGCAUUUGCUGAAGAGGACAAGGCUUCAUUACCCUCUCGAGAAGAAUGUGAUGUAGAAAAACGAAUGGAAGAGUUGUCGGUUAUCGAAGGAAAACCAUAUACCGAUUUUCGAUUAAAUUCAGAAACUUUAGAAAAAAUAAAUCUAUUUAUGAAACUUUUUCAAGGAACUCAUAAUUUUCAUAAUUUUACAUCAAAAGUAAAGCCAUUAGAUCCUCGGGCAAAACGUUAUAUAAUUAAAUUUCAAUGCGUAGAAACAUUUAUCUCAGAAAAUAUAGAAUUUGCAAUAAUAGAAAUUAAAGGCCAAAGUUUCAUGUUACAUCAAAUUAGAAAAAUGGUUUCUAUGGUUAUUGCAUUUUUAAGAAAUAUGGCGACAGAAGAUUCUUUAAAACAGGCAUUUAAAGAUGAAAAAAUGGAUAUACCAUUAGCUCCCAGUUUAGGUUUAUCUUUAAAUUAUGUACAUUAUGAUUAUUAUAACGCCAGGUAUGGGUCAGAUGGCAUACAUGAACCUUUAGAUUGGAAAGAAUGCGAGGAAGAAGUAGAAAAAUUUCAAUCGGAAUACAUAAUAAAACAUAUUGUAAAUACAGAAGUAGCAGAGAAAACAAUGUUGAACUGGCUUGCCAGUCUUCCCUUACAUUCAUUUUCAGUCAGAGAAGAAGAAUCAAUUGCGUUAUAAUAUCUAUAUUACUCUUUCAAUCAUAUAGAUAUAUUUUUUAUGUACUGAUAACUAAUUAUAAAUACUAAUUACAUUUAUAGUUAUGUAUAUAGAUGCUAA
This is a messenger RNA of Vespula pensylvanica (western yellowjacket), 1586 nucleotides long. It is a transcript of the gene Pus1, whose product is annotated as tRNA pseudouridine synthase A. Lineage: Eukaryota; Metazoa; Arthropoda; Insecta; Hymenoptera; Vespidae. Bases 243 to 1487 code for a protein of 414 amino acids. Gene Ontology annotation, cellular component: nucleus. Gene Ontology annotation, biological process: mRNA pseudouridine synthesis; tRNA pseudouridine synthesis. Gene Ontology annotation, molecular function: pseudouridine synthase activity; RNA binding. The transcript has 6 exons. The record is from RefSeq and is a predicted model, not a curated record.